This is a messenger RNA of Pipistrellus nathusii (Nathusius's pipistrelle), 615 nucleotides long. NCBI's taxonomy places the organism in Eukaryota, Metazoa, Chordata, Mammalia, Chiroptera, Vespertilionidae. The record is from the annotation of a GenBank genome assembly.
AUGCCGAGCAAGAAGAAAAAGUACAACGCGCGGUUCCCGCCGGCGCGGAUCAAGAAGAUCAUGCAGACGGACGAAGAGAUCGGGAAGGUGGCGGCGGCGGUGCCUGUCAUCAUCUCCCGGGCCCUGGAGCUGUUCCUGGAGUCGCUGCUGAAGAAGGCCUGCCAGGUGACCCAGUCCCGGAACGCCAAGACCAUGACCACGUCCCACCUGAAGCAGUGCAUUGAGCUGGAGCAGCAGUUUGACUUCUUGAAGGACCUGGUGGCGGCUGUGCCUGACAUGCAGGGGGACGGGGAGGACAACCACAUGGACGGGGACAAGGGCGCCCGCAGGGGCCGCAAGCCGGGCAGCAGCCGGAAGAACGGCGGGAUGGGAAGCAAAGGCAAGGACAAGAAGCUCUCAGGGACAGACUCGGAGCAGGAGGAUGAGUCUGAGGACACGGACACUGACGGGGACGAGGAGACACCGCAGGCCCCGCCCCAGGCCGGCCGCCCCCCUGCCCACUUCCAGAGCCCCCCAACACCUUUCCUGCCCUUCACCUCGACUCUGCCUCUGCCCCCCGCGCCCCCGGGCCCCUCAGGACCUGACGCAGAGGACGAAGAGGACUAUGACUCCUAG